AGAUUUUUCAACAAAAUCAGCAUCAACGAGGAAGAUGGUCAACCAGGCUUGUAUCGUUGGAUGCGGAUUAGGGGUACCUCUGUAUCCCUUCCCACCAGAGGGAGAGAUCGGCCGAAAUGUCGUUUUGGCCUAACGGACCGGAAUGGGCGGCGUGAAUGGUUACGGCUGUUGGGUGUGACUGGCUCGACAGCAAAAUUUAUUUUCGCAUGCCAAAGGCAUUUUUCCCACAAGGUGAGAGGGGGAAGGAUCCUCUAUAGAUGGGCAGUUCCGGACAUUAAUUUAAGAGUAUGUUCGCCCCCAGUGACAGUUGAUAGGGAAAAUUACUUAGGUAGUAUUAUAGAAGCAGAUAUUUUAGUUGACCGAAACACACAAGAGUCUGUAAUAGAGUUAGGCGUCGAAGAUUUUCAACCGGUACUUGCUUCGCCCAAAGAGGCAGAAAGGGCUUCAACCUCAAAUAUUGUUGAAGAUUCCUUAGAAGAGUCCCUUCCACCCGCUUCACAUGAUGAAGCGUAA
Messenger RNA from Rhagoletis pomonella (apple maggot), 513 nucleotides. RefSeq lists its product as uncharacterized. The record is from RefSeq and is a predicted model, not a curated record. The coding region runs from base 61 to 513 and encodes 150 amino acids. The transcript has 5 exons. Lineage: Eukaryota; Metazoa; Arthropoda; Insecta; Diptera; Tephritidae.